Neltuma alba is the source of this 1337-nucleotide messenger RNA. Its product is annotated as receptor-like protein kinase ANXUR1. Gene Ontology annotation, biological process: protein autophosphorylation. The record is from RefSeq and is a predicted model, not a curated record. Gene Ontology annotation, molecular function: transmembrane receptor protein tyrosine kinase activity; ATP binding. Gene Ontology annotation, cellular component: plasma membrane; plasmodesma. The coding region runs from base 1 to 1218 and encodes 405 amino acids. The transcript has a single exon. NCBI's taxonomy places the organism in Eukaryota, Viridiplantae, Streptophyta, Magnoliopsida, Fabales, Fabaceae.
AUGAAAGAUUUUGAACGCUCUGCCAAACGGCCCUCAAUCUCUUGUCUUCUUCUCACCGCAUACAGGGGAAGCCCUUUCAACCUCUCGUCUAUUCUCUUCUCACCGCAUACAGGGGAAGCCCUUUCAACCUCUCGUCUAUUCUCUCACCGCAUACAGGGGAAGCCCUUUCAACCUCUCGUCUAUUCUCUUCUCACCGCAUACAGGGGAAUGGCGUUCCUUCUCAAGUGCUUCGGAGGCUGUGGUUCAACUUCUAUGCAACAACCUUCCGCAACUAUAGAAGAUCUAUGCCAUCGUUUUUCUCUUGCCCAACUUCGAAAAUCCACCAACCACUUUGACCAAAGCCUGAUUAUCGAAGAAGUCGGCUUUUAUCUGGCGUACAAGGUUUGCAUCUCCAUCAAUGGCGAACCGAAAGAUGUUAUAGUGGAGCGGCUCGAACGAAAGUUUGUGUACUCAGACCUGCAAUUGGUUAAGAACAAUAUCAUAUAUAGGUGCCAGCUACACCACCCGAAUGUGGUGUCUCUGGUUGGAUUUUGCGAUGAUGAAAAUGAAAUGAUCGUGGUCUAUGACUACGUCCCAAACGGAUCACUCUAUAAUCAACUGAAGAGCAAGUCAGCAACAAUCUCGUGGAAGAAAAGGCUAGAAAUCAGUAUAGGGGUGGCGCGUGGAUUACACUACCUUCACUCCGGAACCAAACGCACCCUCAUUCAUCGCAAUCCAACACCGAGUGCCAUUCUUUUGGACGAGAAUUGGGUUCCCAAACUCAGUUUUUUCUGGUUCUCUUUAAAAGGACCAAAGUUUUCAGAAAAGGAUGUGAGGCCUAUAGAGGCAGACGUUGCAGGUAGUAUUGGAUACAUCGCUCCUGAGUCCUACAGGGGCACUAACGUCACGCACAAAAGUGACGUUUUUUCUUUUGGGGCAGUUUUGUUUGAACUAAUUUGCGGAAAGCCUCCAUUCCCAGUUAGGCGUCAGAUUGAUUUUCGCGAUGUUAAGGAAUUGCAUAAUUUGGCAGAAACAGGACAUGCUGAGGAAAUUUUUGAUCAACAUUUGAUGGGAGAAAUAGCAGCAGAGUGUUGGAAAUUGUAUAUGGACAUCACAGAGAGUUGCUUGAGUGAAGAUCCCGAUGAGAGGCCUGAUAUGGGAGAAGUUGAAGUGCUACUUGAACGUGCAUUGCAACUACAAGAAGAAGCAGAUAACAACCUUGCUUUUCAUGCUUCUUGAUUUAAUUUAUGUUCUUGUUUGAAUCUUUCAUUCUUAUUCUUCCCCUAGAAAAUACUUGUUUGUGUCUCUUAAUUGACAGGUUCUUCAGAUAUAACCUCUCAUAAUCCUUUUUUACACUA